Messenger RNA from Parus major (Great Tit), 2978 nucleotides. RefSeq names its product semaphorin 6C (gene SEMA6C). The transcript is spliced from 13 exons. Bases 475 to 2625 code for a protein of 716 amino acids. Gene Ontology annotation, biological process: axon guidance; negative regulation of axon extension involved in axon guidance; positive regulation of cell migration. The record is from RefSeq and is a predicted model, not a curated record. Gene Ontology annotation, molecular function: semaphorin receptor binding; chemorepellent activity. NCBI's taxonomy places the organism in Eukaryota, Metazoa, Chordata, Aves, Passeriformes, Paridae.
UGCAGGGUGCUGCACGGGACCAUGGAGUGUUGCGACAGGGUGGUUUUGGGGUGUUGUAGGGGUUUGGGUGGGACGCUGGCUGUUGUGAGGUUGUCGCGGGACUGUUGGAGUGUCGGAGGGAACUUGGGGUGUUGUGAGAGCGGUGUCGGGGUGUAGCAGGGGUGUUUUGGGGUGCCGUACAGCGGGACACUGGCGCUGCACUCCUGCACCGGGGGAAGUGGCACCGCUGGCAGCAGCUCCCGGAGCACUGGGAGCACUGGGAGCACUGGGAGCACUGGGAGCACUGGGGACUUCGGGACAGGAGCAUUGCAGCAGGGGCACUACGGACACUGGGAGGGGGUCACUGAGAGGACUGGGGACACUGGGAGCACCGUCCCCACACUGUCCCCACUCCCGCCCCCAUCCCCGCGCCUCAGUUUCCCCCCGCUCGCAGCCCGGGGCGGGGCGGGGGGGUCGCUCUCAGCCCCACCCGCGAUGCCGGGGGUCCCGCUGCCCUUCGUCCUCCUCCUCCUCCUCCUCCUCGCCGGGGCGCCCGCCCAGCCGUUCCCGCGGGACCUGGUGGCUCGCAGCACCGUGGGGCUGGCAGCCACCGCCGCCUACCCGCGCUUCGGGGGCCUGCGGGGGGACAACGGCACGGCCCGGCUCGGCCUCGACUUCCAGCGGAUGCUGCGGCUCAACGGGACGCUCUUCGUGGCCGCCCGGGAUCACAUCUACGCCUUCGAGCUGGGGCAGGACAAGGGGACGCUGAUGGUCCCUCCCCUGGCCCCCCCAGAACCCCACUUUGUCCAGGUGCUGCCCUACGGCCCCUACGUCUAUUUCUUCUUCAGGGAGGUGGCAGUGGAGCUCAGCGCCCUGGGCAAGGUGCUGGUGGCCCGGGUGGCCCGGGUGUGCCGCAAUGACCGCGGCGGGUCCCCGCGGGUGCUGGAGCGGCGCUGGACGUCCUUCCUGAAGGUGCGGCUGCAGUGCUCCGUCCCCGGGGACACCGUCUUCUACUUCGAUGUCCUGGAGGCCGUGACGCCCCCCCAGACCCUGCACGGGCGCCCCGCUGUCCUCGCCCUCUUUGGCACCCAGCCCAACAGCAUCCCUGGCUCGGCCGUCUGCGCCUUCUACCUGGCAGAUGUGGAGCGGUCGUUCGAGGGUCCCUUCGCCGAGCCCCGUGGGGCCACCUGGACCGCGGUGCCAGAGGACAGGGUCCCCCAGCCCAGGCCGGGCUGCUGCGCCGGGAUGGGACCUGCUGCCGGUGUUGGCACCUCUGGGGACUUCCCUGACGAGACCCUGGUGUUCGCCAAGGAGCACCCGCUGCUGCACGGCGCCGUGAGCCCCGCGGGCGGGCGGCCACUCUUCACCCACACCGGCACCAGGCUGACCCAGCUGGCCGUGGACACGGGCGCGGGGCCCCGCAGGAACCAGACCGUGCUGUUCCUGGGCGCCGAGGACGGGCGGGUGCUGAAGGUCCUGGCAGCUGCACAGCGCCCCGAGGCCCCCCAGCCCCCCGGGGGCACCCCGGCUCCAGGGGACCGCCGAGAGCCGGGGGGCAGCAGGGACAGCGGUGCCAAGACGCUGCUGCUGGAGGAGAUCAGCCUCUACGACCCCGGGCGGUGCCACAGCCCGCGGGGGGCCGGGGUCCCCAGCCGGGUGCUGGGGCUGGAGCUGCACCUGCCGGGCCGGGAGCUCAUCGUGGCCUUCGCCGGGUGCCUGCUGCGGCUGCCCCUGAGCCGCUGCGCUCAGCACAGCUCCUGCCGAGGGAGCUGCCUGGCCGCUCGGGACCCCUAUUGUGUCUGGCUGCCCUCCAGGGGCUGCGUCCCCUUCUCUGAGGAGCUCCCGAGUGGCUUCCAGCAGGACACGGAGGGAUCCCUCGGGAUCAGUGAGACCUGCCAAGGGGCUGCAAAGGACAGUGACGAGCACGAGGACUUGGCCCACGGGGUGCGGCACCCCGGGCCCGGGCCCGAGCCGACGGUGCCGGUGCCGGUGCUCGUGGGCUGCGUGCUGGGCGCCUUCGCCCUGGGGGCCCUGGCCACCGGGCUGGUGGCCACCUGGUGCCAGCGCCCCGCCGUCCCCAAGCCGCCCCCGGAGCCGCCGUGCGCCCCGCAGAGCCCGGCGCAGCCGCCCGUCCCCCGCCUCUACCCCGCGCUGCCGCCGCGGCCGGUCCCGGGCUCCCCCGAGCCCCCGGGGCCGCCCCCCGCCCGGUCUCCGCGGGAGCGGGAGCCCCCCGGGCCGGGUCCCCCGGGCAGGGCGGCCCGGGAGGAGGCUCCGCCGCGGCCGCUCGGGGGCUCGGGGUGGCCCGUGACCCCCCCGGGCUCCGGCUCCUUCGCCAACCGGGUCCUGCCGCGCUCCGCGGGCCCCGCGCCGCCCUUCGGACCCCACGACCGCGCCCCGCUGCGCCUGGACGUGCCCCCCGACAGCCCCCCGGGCCCGCGGCGGCCGCUGGCACACAGCCGCUCGCUCGUGGGGACCCCCGGCAGCCCCCCCGGGCCCGCUCGGGGCCUCACCCGCAUGCACUCGCUGGGGACACCGGGGGGGCCGCCCUGGGGACCCCGGCCCGUUCCCCUGGAGCGCUCCCUGUCCAUGAAGCCCCCGGUGCUGCCCAAGCCGCUGCUGCUGCCCGCGGCCCCGGGGCGGCCCUGAGCCCCUCCCGGACACCCCGAGUGCGGCUGGGGGACCCCGGGGUGCAGGGUCCCACUGGCCCAGCCGUGUCACCAGGACAGCCCCCAGGGCUGACACGGAUCCCCGUGUCCCCACACCGCAGUGACAAGGUCUCCGUGUCUCCCGGCCACCCCACCCGGUUUUGCUUUUUUUUAUUCUUUCUAAUUUAUUUUCUGUUCGGGAGGGAUGGGAGUUGCUGUCACCCCCCUUGGGGACACCAGGAAGGGGGACACAUGGCCCAGCCCAUCCUACCGUGUAGGAGCAGGGCUGGGCCAGGGCACCGCACCAGUGGCGCAGGAUUUUAAUAAAAAAUACACAACAAAAAAUGAGCGUGG